Schistosoma mattheei is the source of this 3217-nucleotide messenger RNA. NCBI's taxonomy places the organism in Eukaryota, Metazoa, Platyhelminthes, Trematoda, Strigeidida, Schistosomatidae. The record is from the annotation of a GenBank genome assembly.
AUGCUGUUUGUACAUGCUGAAUGUUCAUCAAAUCCUGGAAUUGUAUGUAGUCAUGAUUAUUUAUUAGUGGAUGAUCGUAUACCUAAUGUUUAUGACGGUAUAAUUAACAAUAUACCAAUAAUUCGUUUUUGUUUAAUCAAUAAUUCCACAUUGAAAACAAUCGCCACAAAGACAAAAACAAAAUUACCAGAAGUAGAAAUGAUCAAUUCAUCAUUAUCUUCUCCUUCUUCGAUCUCCUCUGGAUCCUUUUCAUUGAAUUCAAUCGAUUAUAAUAAAUUAUAUGCACCAGAUGAAUCAUAUUUAGUUGGGCAAAUUUAUGAUCCAAUCAGUAAUGUAUACGGUUUACAGUUUACAUCAAAUUGAAAUUUAUUAGAUCCAUAUAUUAUUCAUGGAAAAGGCAUAGUGUUAGAAUAUAUUGGUAAGCAUUAGUUUGUUUUUUGUUUAUUACAGUGAUUGUUUAAAUGUUUAUGUUAUACACAUGAUGGACUGAUUGUAGACAGAUAAUAAUUGAAAAUGAGGAAACAUUAAAUGGCUCUUUCAUUCAUUGUAGCAUUGAACUGUUCAGUAUUUUACACUGAUGAACCAUUCAAAGAAUUUCAGACUUGAUGGCGAGACAUCAAUCCUUAUACUAACCAGUUGGGACCUAAUGGUUGAUGCUUGUGAAGACAGUCAGUCAGUCAGUCAACUUACAGCAUUACGAAAUCAUUAUCUAGUGAUAUUGAUGUGUAGUUGCCUCAGACCCGAUAUAACUGAACUACAUUGAUCAUAACCUGUUACUAGAACUCUAGGCAUUACUUCUCGAAAUUACUCAUUACUGAGGCUUGCUGCGAGCUGACUCAAGUUAAAAACGUAAACCUGAUGUGUAGCUGAUAAAAUUACUGAUUGAUUGUUUACCUAGUCAAACUAGUAGAUGGUCUGACAAGUAUGAGAUGUGUCACAUGUUUUCUAUCACAUUAUUAUUUCUUAUUGUUUGUUAUUGUCGUUGAAACAUUCGCACGUUCUAGUGUGAUCAGUCACAUGUUCGUGAGCAAAAUUGUUUUGAAGUGCUGUAGAAUGGACACUGGCACGGUAUCGUGUAUAGAUGCUCGUCUCAUUCGUGUAAAGAAGAAAUUCCAGCGUCAUUUCAAAACGAUCGUUCUUGACUCAGUGAUCGAAAGCUUAUAGAGAGGCUGUUAGGUGUUUUGUUUUUGAACUUGAUCUAUGUUAGGCUUGUGGAUUUACACUAUUCAGAAGUCUUAUAUUAAAGACGAAACAGUUGUUUUGUUACAGUAACUUCAUGAUAUCAACUACAAUAUAUAACUGUUUAUGUCAUUGUGUUUUAUGAAUAUGUCAUAAAUGUUUUACGAAGUAUCGUAUAUCAGAGUAAAGUUUAAUAAAGAUCGAGUUUAAAACAACUCUGUUCGUCUUGAUAUCUUGUAUUAAUUUCCACAAUGAGAAUUUCCGAAAUUUUUGCGUUGAAAUUAGUUUAAUGAUUAUCAAAAAUCAAGAUACAUUGAAACAAAUGUAUCCAUGAUCUUCAAGUCUCAUCAGUGAAAAUGACACCAUCUAACCAUUGAAUAAUUUCGAAUUUCGUCACCGAUUGAUGAUGAAUUGAAAUGACGAAAUCUUUAGGGAUAAUGAAUUAAACUUCUAUAUGUAGUGCUCGUUGAUUUACUGUUAGACAACAACAAGAAAAUAACCGUAAAUGUUGAAUGCAUUACAAUGACUGAAUAUUGAAACUAUUCUAGAUCAACUCAAGUAUAACACAGUCCUUUUAUGAAUAUGAAAUGAAAACCAACUUGAAGUUGUUUGAAGAAUAAAAACACAUCACAUUGAAACUUCAAAAAUACUCAACGAAAUCGUUGAUUUAUUGUUGAUUGGUUAAUUCACUGGUUUAUUUAUUUAUUUAUUUAUUUAUCCAGUUAGUUAUUUGUUACGACAGUGAUUAUUGCAUGCUACUUCACCUCGCUUCACUUCACUCACCUUAACUUACCUUUCUAACUGAAUACAUCAAUUGAGAGAAAUGAAAUUGAUUGUCUAUAGUCUCUUUCUAUUAUCAUAAAAUGAUGUAUGAAUGAAUCGAAAUUUCAAUAUAUUAUAGAAUUUAUUUGUAUUCUCAGAAUUAGUAGUAGUAUGUAUGUAAUGAAUCUUUAUCAACUAAGGUGAUUGGGAUGUUUGUUACAUAUACCCGAUCACCACCUAUCUUGACGGGGAAUAUUGUCUAGUUUAAGAGUUGAUUUCAGUAAGCUAAAAGUGGCUAAACCAAGAUGUGGCACUAGUCCAUUAAGUCAGUAACAAGUGGACUGAGUCAUUUAAGUAGAUUGAGUUUACCGCGUUGGAAUCGGCGUGAUUAUCCUAAACGAUGAUUCGCAACUUUUGAUGACAAAUCAGGACCACUCACAAUGGUCCAUAUACAUUCACUCCUUUUCUUGCUUUUGGACCUAACCUGUGUCACAAAAUCUCUUUAUACCUUAUUUCUUUGCAUGUACCUAAUCUUUCCUACUACCACAAAUGUUAUUACUACUGUUAGUAAUCUGGAAUUUGCCUCGAUAAUUUUAUCUCUCCUUGCUAAUAAGACAUGACAACUUGAGCUGACAUACCUAUGUAUCAGAUUCUACGUUGCACAUGACUAGAACUAUGUAUGAGGAAGCCAUUAGGCAGAAUUUGAUAGUAGAGAUAGAGGAAAAAUAUUAAAAAGAGAUGAAGUUCUUUUAAUACAGACAAGGUGUUUUUGAAUGCUGCUAGAGUUAUGUGAACAGUUGAUAUUUCCCAGUUACCUACAUUGAGGAAAGAUAGUUUUUUUGAGGUAUCUGAAAAGAAUAUUGGAUAGGUAGUGAUUUUGCCGACCUGGAAGGAUGACCGCUGACCCCAAGAGACAAAUGUUUAAAGCCGAUCAAACUGCUAUUUUUCUGAGUAAUUGUUAGUGUGUUAGCUCGGCACUUCAUAUUUUUAUUUACCCAUAAUUAUUUUCUUUGAGUUUGGUGGUAUUUAUAAGCGGAAUUCAGGAUACUCGUUUUAUAACAAUGGGAAGAUACAAACCCUUUUAAAUAAAAUUUUUAACCAUUGUACAUGUAAGUGGCUAUCUGACCUUUGUAGCUCAUCAGAGUUAAUGCGUUGGGCGUGAAGUAGUCGAACGCGUUGACGAAUUCACUUAUUUGGAAGUCUGAUCAGACCUAAUGGGUUGGUAUCGGACGAAAUCUCAGCACGGAUUCGAAAAGCUCGUUUGGCGUUUGCCAAC